GUUCUUCAGCGACGUAGCGAUUUCGACAGUGCUAAGGAUUAUUUCUUUCGAGACUGGUUGAAGUACAAAAAUGGUUUCGGGGACCUACAGAAAGAUUUCUGGAUUGGUGAUUCUUUUUCGAUGAAAGAUGGUAUGGCAUUUACUACAAAGGAUCGAGACAAUGAUAAGGAUCCGAAAAAUUGUGCUGUUGCUUACAAAGGUACUUGGUGGUAUACAGGAUGCCACGCUUCAAAUCUGAAUGGAUAUUAUCUUAAAGGUCCACAUGAAACUCAUGCUGAUGGUGUUAACUGGAGGGAUUUUCGAGGUUACAAGUAUUCUUUGAAAGAUACUGUUAUAAAGAUACGACCAAAAGACUUUAGAUAAAUAUGUCGCCAGUGCAUGAAACCAGUGAAAACCAGCAUUUGAAUUUAAAUCUUGACUGCAUUUUUUUUUUUGGUGCACUUUUAUAAACAAAUGAGUGAUAUGUUUGUUAUGAAUGUCUUGUCUUGUAUUUUUAUAUCGAUUUAGACAUGAAAAUUACGUAGGCAGAGAAAAUUAAAUAGAUAUAUUUCUUAUUUCCAUCUGUUGCAUUCUAUUAAAUAUUAUCUAAAGCUA
Molecule: messenger RNA, 594 nt
Organism: Stegodyphus dumicola
Lineage: Eukaryota; Metazoa; Arthropoda; Arachnida; Araneae; Eresidae
Product: techylectin-5B-like
Biological process (GO): blood coagulation
Source: RefSeq, a predicted model, not a curated record